This is a messenger RNA of Trifolium pratense (red clover), 2022 nucleotides long. RefSeq names its product protein NODULATION SIGNALING PATHWAY 2-like. Gene Ontology annotation, molecular function: DNA-binding transcription factor activity; sequence-specific DNA binding. Gene Ontology annotation, cellular component: nucleus. NCBI's taxonomy places the organism in Eukaryota, Viridiplantae, Streptophyta, Magnoliopsida, Fabales, Fabaceae. The transcript has a single exon. The record is from RefSeq and is a predicted model, not a curated record. The coding region runs from base 66 to 1859 and encodes 597 amino acids. Gene Ontology annotation, biological process: regulation of DNA-templated transcription.
AAUCCCUCACCAUUUCUCUCUUUUGUGUGCAAAAGAAAAGAAAAAAAAAAUCCAUUUAAAGAAAUAUGAAUCAGCAAGAAAUUCUUCACUCUCCAUGGCCAUUAACUUAUGCACAAAUAGACUCAUCAAUCUUUGAUAAUCAUCAUCAAACCAUGGUACAUCUUGGUCACUAUGAUCCAUAUGGCAUCAUCAUGGAUGACCAUGUUGAUGAUUAUGGUUCAUAUGGCAUGAUCAUGGAUGAUGAUCAUGUUGAUGUUGACUAUGUUCCAUAUGGCAUCAUCAUGGAUGACCAUGUUGAUGAUUAUGAAUUCAAUACUCUACUAAGUACUUCAGAGAAUAGUAAUCUCUCAGAAAUUUCUAUGUUCACCAAUGAUCAUGUCCAAUUUCCAAUUGAUGAAUCAGAAAUCUUGGAACUUUCAUCACUCAUGGAAUUAGAAUCUUUUGAUUCAAUUUCAUGUCCUCAAAUUGUUGAUAUUCAUGAAUAUGAAUACCAAGAAGAAAGCGAAGGGAGCUUCCCUUCACAAAAUUUUCCCUGUAACCUCGAGGAACAAAGUUCAAAUCUCAUCAGAGACAGUUGCGAAAUGAACAUUGGUACUACUACUACUACUAUAACUAAUGAUAAUUUCGCGUCACAAAAUUUCCAAUAUGAUUCAUGGAGUCCAACACAGUCAAUGAAAUCAGAUUUUUCCUCAAUUCAACAAUCACUUAUUCUUCCCCAACAAAACAUGGAAAUUGAAAAUCAAGUGAGUCUUCCACACUUGAUGGAAGCACAUGGAGAAGCUUUAGAGAAAGGACAAAAAGCACUAGCAGAAGUUAAUUUGAAGUGUAUAAGCCAAAAAGUUACUCCAAUGGGUGAUUCUCUUGAAACACUUGCAUUUUAUUUGUCUCAAGAGGUUACAAAUCAUGGUGAAUAUCUCAAAGGCGAGGCUCAAAAGAACUUCGAUUCUUCUUUCAAAGCACUCUAUCAAGGGAAUUUAGUUGGAAAAGUUGCUCAUUUUGCAGCUAUUUCAGCAAUUCUUGAGACUGCUAUGUUAGAAGAUUGUGAUGAAAUCCACAUAAUUGAUUUUUGUAUUGGAAAUGGUGUUCAAUGGCCUUCUUUAUUGGAGUCUGCUUCAAGAAUAAACAAAAGAUUGAAAUUGACAUCAAUUAAAUCGAGUCACGAUGGAAAUUCUGAAUGUGUUUGGAAUUUUGAGGAUACUAAAAGGGAACUCUGUGAGUAUGCGAAAUCAUGUGGUUUGAACUUGAUGGUAGAUGAAAAGGAAUUGGAGGAAUUGGUUAGUGAGAUCAAAAUAAUGAACAAACGCGGUGCAAGGAAAGUGUUUUUAGCCUUUAAUUUGAUGACUGGUCUUCCUCAUAUGGGAAUGGUAAGAAACAGAAGAAAAAAUGCUUUGGAAUUUUUGAAAGUAGCUGAGGAUUUGAUCAAGAAUUGUGGAAGCAAGGGAAUGAUUACUUUUGGCGAUGGCGAUGUAUUUGAGAAACUGAAAAACAGUUUAAAUUUUAAGUCAUUUUUUGAAGGGAAUUUGGUGCAUUAUAAGUCUUUGUUGGAAUCAAUUGAAUCACAAUUUUCAGAAAGAUUCUCAAAAGCAAGAAUUGCAUGUGAAGUGCUUUUUGUUGCACCUUGUAUAUCUUCUUGUGAUUGGUUACAAACAUGGGAAGAGAUGAAAAAUGAUGGUGAUUUUCAAGCUGAGAUUAGCUUAGAAAGUGGAAGUUUGAGCAAAAAUGUUUUGAUGGAAGUUAAAGAAGUGUUGAGAGAGUGUGAAAGUUCUUAUCAAGCUAGAAUUGAAGGAGGAAAUGAGAAUGAACUUGUUGUGGAAUGGAAAGGAACUCAAUUAUUAAGAUUUUCCAUUUGGAAAAACUAAAACUAAAGGCUAGGAAAGUUAGGAGUGUACACAGUACUUUUUUAGAUUUUUUAAGUGUUCCAUAUUAUAAUUUGAUUUGUAUAAAGAUUCUUGCACAAUAUGUAUAAAGAAAAUAUGUACAUCUUAACAUAUUUUAAUCACAAUUUUAAGAUAAUCAUCUUCC